Messenger RNA from Ilex paraguariensis (yerba mate), 2143 nucleotides. Lineage: Eukaryota; Viridiplantae; Streptophyta; Magnoliopsida; Aquifoliales; Aquifoliaceae. The record is from the annotation of a GenBank genome assembly.
AUGGCCAUUGAUUCGUCAUCGUCCAGUACUUCACUUGCUCCUGGGUUUCGGUUCCACCCGACCGAUGAAGAGCUGGUGCGUUACUACCUCAGGCGCAAGAUCUGUGGAAAACCCUUCCGCUUCGACGCCAUCUCCGAAAUUGACAUCUACAAGGCCGAAGCUUGGGACCUACCAGGUAAGUCAAGGCUGAAGACUAGAGACUUGGAGUGGUACUUCUUCAGUAUGCUUGAUAAGAAGUACGGAAAUGGAUCAAAAACAAACCGUGCAACUGGACGAGGGUAUUGGAAGACAACGGGGAAGGACCGAGCUGUCUACCAUAGGUCACAGAUUGUGGGGAUGAAGAAAACUUUGGUUUAUCAUAUUGGUCGGGCUCCACGGGGUGAGAGGACUAACUGGGUCAUGCAUGAGUACAGGCUUAUUGAUGAGGAGUUGGCGAAAGCUGGAAUUGUUCAGGAUUCAUUCGUGCUGUGCCGAGUAUUUCAGAAGAGUGGUUCUGGUCCAAAGAAUGGGGAGAAAUAUGGGGCGCCAUUUGUUGAGGAGGAAUGGGAGAAUGAUGAGUUGGAAACGAUCCCCAAGGAGGAAGCUGCAGAGGGAGUGGUAGUUGGUGAUGAUGACUAUUUGGAUGGAAUUGACCUUGAGCAGCUUGGAAUCUGCAAUAUUAUCUGGAUGGUUUGUAUCUAUAAUAUUAUUCAAGUAGAGCUGCAAAGGGAAUUCCUGAUUGUUCCGCCGAUCUUUUUACUUCAUCAUCACACUCCUCCUUACUUCACCACUUCAACUCAAGAUAUGUUUGUUUAUUAUCUUCUGAGGAAAGCUGCUUCUGACCAGAUUCUUGGGACAAGCCCUCCAUCAGAAGAUGCUCCACUUCCUUCGAACUUGUAUAUGGGGGACAACAGCAGCUAUGCUGAGGAAUCAACGGACUUUGUUGAUAAUGCUCAAAGGUUCUUGGUGGGUGUGGGUCAAAACCAUUGCAGUUCAGAACAGCCUGAUGACCAGAAGUUAUUUGAUUUGCCAGUGCAAUAUGAUGUCGAUUCAAAACCCGUCAAACAUGAAUACAUUGGUGAAUCAAGCAAGACCGUGAAUCCCGUGGAUGAAGAUUACUUACUUGACGAACCAUUCUUGAAUGCUAGUAAUGUCCCUCAAUUUGAUGAUGGAGCAUAUCUGGAAGCUAAUGACCUCUCUAACCCCAUUGAGGCAGAUGCCUAUCCUUAUGACAUGUUUGAAGAGUACCUUAACUAUUUUGAUGCAGUUGGUGACAACAUGCAGUGCAUGGGUUUUAACUCUUCAAAUAUGAUGGAAAGUGAUCUUAUUUCUGGCCAAGCAUCACUUACCCAGGAGGAUGGAGGAGUCCAGCAAGUGGCUAUGUCAAGCCAAGAGCUCUUGGAAGGGCAUAGUAAUGACAUUGCAUCCUCUCCAAACCAGGUCACAAAAUUUGGAUCAGAUGGGACAGAUGUUCAGCACCCAUUUGUCAAGCAGGCCAAUCGCAUGCUGGGCAGCAUCCCUGCUCCACCUGCAUUUGCUUCGGAGUUCCCCACAAAAGCUGCUGCUCUUUGUCUGAACUCUGCGUCCCAGUCUUCCAGUUCAGUCCAUGUUACUGCUGGUAUGAUCCAGAUAAGAAAUAUGAAUUUGAGUGACAGUGGGGCAGACUGGUCGCUUGGUAAGCAUAGCCUCAACAUAGUGAUCUCUUUUGACAUGUCACAUGCUGAUGGUAAUUCUGCCAUUCUGGGGCCAAUGGUUAGCAUGCUCUAUGGAAAGGCUGGUUCGGCAAUAUCCCGGGCUUGGUUUUGCUUUAUGUUCAUUGGGGUCCUGAUGGUUUCUAUGGCCUUCAAGAUUUGGACCUGUAUUUGUGUCAGGUAAGGCUCACUAGUAGGACUGGUAACCAUACUAUACCCAAAACAGUGUAAUUGGCUGAAAUUCCUGGAACACUUGGCAGAUAUCGACUCCAUUUACUCUGACAGAACUCUCUCUUGCAAAUUUUUUUUUUUUUUUUGUUAUUUCAUUUAAAAUGUUAAAUUUUGAAUAUGUUGCUAUAUAAGCUUGAUGUCCCGACUUUUGGAAGGGUUUGCCAGCUGCAUUAAUUUCUUAAAGGGAAUGUAUUUGUCAGAAUUCUUGUUAGGUUUGAUGUAUGAAAUAUGAAGGUAAGCUU